AUGGCCCGGCACGCGACGCUGGUGGCCACGGCCCUGGCGCUGCUCUUGCUGCUGGCUCCACAGGGCCUUGCGUGGUACAAGCCGGCGGCCGGGCCCAGCCAUUACUCGGUGGGCCGCGCCGCGGGGCUACUGUCCGGCUUCCGCGGAUCCCCGUUUGCGCGGCGCUCGGAGCUCGCGGGCGGGACGGGCCUCCAGCGCCGCGCCGGCGCCUCCUCGGAGCUGCGGCCCAGCCUGCGGAGCCUUGCCGUGUGCGUCAAGGACGUCACCCCGAACCUGCAGAGCUGCCAGCGGCUCCCCGACGGCGGGACCUUCCAGUGCAAGGCGGAGGUCUUCCUGUCGCGGCGCGCCGCCGACUGCCAUCGCACCUGAGC
Marmota flaviventris (yellow-bellied marmot) is the source of this 371-nucleotide messenger RNA. It is a transcript of the gene Npb, whose product is annotated as neuropeptide B. NCBI's taxonomy places the organism in Eukaryota, Metazoa, Chordata, Mammalia, Rodentia, Sciuridae. The record is from RefSeq and is a predicted model, not a curated record. Gene Ontology annotation, biological process: feeding behavior; G protein-coupled receptor signaling pathway. Gene Ontology annotation, molecular function: G protein-coupled receptor binding.